Messenger RNA from Camarhynchus parvulus, 3538 nucleotides. RefSeq names its product chemerin chemokine-like receptor 1 (gene CMKLR1). Gene Ontology annotation, molecular function: G protein-coupled receptor activity; complement receptor activity. The coding region runs from base 442 to 1530 and encodes 362 amino acids. The transcript has 3 exons. NCBI's taxonomy places the organism in Eukaryota, Metazoa, Chordata, Aves, Passeriformes, Thraupidae. Gene Ontology annotation, cellular component: plasma membrane. Gene Ontology annotation, biological process: inflammatory response; chemotaxis; positive regulation of macrophage chemotaxis. The record is from RefSeq and is a predicted model, not a curated record.
CUGGGUUGUGAUCCAGGCCAGCGUUCCCAGCUCCCGGCGUCACACCCUCUCCCAGCUGUUGCCUCGCCGAGCAUCGCGGGCGCUGCCAAGAAAACCUUGGUGAUGGAUGCAACUCCCUCCCCGCUCCCUUAAAACCGGCGGGGAGCGGCACCGUGCCUGUGUCUGCCCCGGCACGCCGGGAUCCGCCUGGGAAUGGGAUCCCGCUGGCACCCAGGGCACCCCCAGCUCGUCCUGCCCAGCGCGGAGCAGCGGGACAGCGUUGGCACCGCACGAGCUCAUGCCUUAGGCCGGUGUGGAGGGAGCUGCCGCUGUGCCCUGGGGCGCUGAAGUGUCACCUGUCCCCCAUCCCGACAGAGAAGAGACAGCAGGAGAUCCCUGGCUGCAGAUCCCAGCAUCCCAGCUCCCCAGGAUCUCACGGAUCAGCUGCCAUUCCCAGGGACGAUGGCGCUUCCCAACCUGUCCGAUUACCUGGACGGCCUCAACAAUAACUACAGCGACUACCCCGACUACACCUACGAGGACACGGGCGGCGCGUGGGCAGACCCAGCCCACGACCCCAAGGACAUCACCAGGAUCCUGUCCGUCAUCAUCUACAGUGUGUCCUGCGUGCUGGGCAUCCUGGGCAACGGCCUUGUCAUCGCCAUCAUCACCCUCAAGAUGAAGAAGUCGGUGAACGCCGUCUGGUUUCUCAACCUGGCCGUGGCCGACUUCCUCUUCAACAUCUUCCUGCCCAUCAACAUCGCCUACACGGCCAUGAGCUACCACUGGAUCUUCGGCACAGUCAUGUGCAAGCUCAACUCCUUCCUCCUCAUCCUCAACAUGUACACCAGCGUCCUGCUGCUCACCACCAUCAGCUUCGACCGCUACGUGUCCGUGGUGUUCCCGGUGUGGUCGCAGAACCACCGCUCCACCAACCUGGCCUACGGGGUUUGUGUGGUCAUCUGGACCCUGGGCAUCGUCAUGAGCUGCCCCUCGCUCGUCUUCCGGGACACGGCGCAGACCAGGAGCUCCGUGAUUUGCUUCAGCAACUUCUCCCUCUCCAGGAAUAAAUCCUACGAAGGGCUGGCUCUGGUGAGGCACCGCACCGUGACCAUCACCAGGUUCCUGGCCGGGUACAUCCUCCCCAUCACCAUCAUCACCUUCUGCUACGUCGCCAUCGUCUUCAACCUGCGCCGCAACCGCCUGGCCAAGUCCAAGAAGCCCUUCAAGAUCAUUGUCACCAUCAUUGUCACCUUCUUCCUCUGCUGGAGCCCCUACCACCUGCUGAACCUGCUGGAGACGGUGCCCGACGCGGUGCCCUGGUCUGUGUUUGAGAUCUUCAUCCCGCUCACCACGGCUCUGGCAGCCUCCAACAGCUGCAUGAACCCCGUCCUCUAUGUCUUCAUGGGCCAGGACUUCAAGAAGUUCAAGGUGACCCUCCUUUCCAGGCUGGUGAACGCCCUCAGCGAGGAGACGGGACACUCCAGCAUCGUGCACAGGAGCUUCUCCAAGAUCUCCUCCAUGACUGAGAAAGAGACAACAGUUGUGUAAACUCAGCCUGCAGAAGGGACAGGAUCCCCUGGUGUUGGCGCUGUGAUGGUCACCAGCCGUGGUGUGGCCAAGCAUUGUCCUGCACUGUCCUACAGCCCAUUUUUGACUGGUGUUGCUGCCUGGGGGCUGGCAGGGGAUGGAGACCCCCAAGGUAUGGAGAAGAUGCAACCACCCUUGAUCCUGUGUGGGAAUACAAAAAUCCUUGUGCCUAAUUAAGAAAAUAUUUUUUGGCAUUCCCAUCCAAACUGUGCAUUCCCUGGCCUGGGAAGGGCUUUCCUGGUGUUUCCAGAGUGGGGUGCAGGAUAUAAGGAAUGCAUCUCCUGUGCCAUGGCCAAAUUUGUGACACUGCUCUGUCCCAUGUCUGAGUGUGGCUCCUCAUGGUAAAUUCCUGAGGUAUUUUGGUACCAGAACAAGGCGUUUGUGACUUUUUUGAGAAGUGCCCUUAUGAGAGGUUGGAAUACCCCACCUCAAAGAACUGGGAAGUCUCAAAUGUCUUCUAAGUGAUCCAGACCCAGGGCUACCUUCCAGUGUGGGGAUUGGGCUCAUGCACAGGGUCACCAGCAUGGAAAACUGGGAGAAGAAGGAGGGAAAGGUCAAUUUGAAAUGGCUUUUUAACCCUCCUUUUGGUGGGCACAUUCCAUACGGUACACCCUGCAGGAAAGGUGGGUGUUUGGGACCAGGAACAGGCCCAGGAGCUGGGAAUGAGCUUCUGGGGAGGACCUGCUGUCCCCUCAUGUACCUCUUGGGACACUCUGGGAUCUCCUGGGAGACUCUGCUGCCACACACCAAUCUCUGCAGCCAAGGAUGGGCCGAGCCACCACUUCAAUCCAGUUUCACACCUGGUUAAUUUUGGAGCUCCCUCCCCAUUAGAGCUCCUUCACCACGACCCUGGUGUUACCCUCAUUUAUGUGUCACUCCCUGGAGCUGGCUUUGGGCAGCCCCCAGUGGCCCUGGGGACAUUUCAGGAGGUCCCUCGUGGAGAUUUGUGCAGGUUUUGGCAGUCGGGAAUCUGCUCCCAAGUGCCCACUGAAGCUGAAAUAUUUAUUUAUAGCUUUCCUUGGAAAUCAGAAAACGGAAAAUAAAAUGGAGAGACAUUCCCCAGGAAAAGGCAGGGAGCUAUUUCCAGGCAGCAGAUCCUGAAAUCCUGUGGCAGGAGAGGGAUUUGAGGAUUUGAGGAUGUCAGGAUGCCAGGAUUUCAGAUUUCAGGAUUUCAGGAUGUCAGGAUUUCAGGAUGCCAGGAUUUCAGAUUUCGGGAUUUCAGGAUGUCAGGAUUUCAGGAUGCCAGGAUUUCAGAUUUCAGGAUGUCAGGAUCUCGGGAUUUCAGAUGGAUUAUCCGUCCUCCUCUCCGCCCCGGUGCUCCUCACUGCUCCACCUCGAUCUCAUCACCUCCUCCGUGUGCUGGGACACUCAGCACCUGCAUUGUCCCUGUGUCUCCUGGGGUUGGGAUGCACCCACUUCCCCAGGGAGCACUGCCAAGCCCAGGGCUACUCCCAGCCCCAAUUCACAGAGAUUUUUUUACCCAAAAUCCAUGGAUCCAUACCCAUGGAAGAUGUAUUCCCUGAGGAAGCUGCAGGGCCUCUCUGGUGCUGGGAGGAGGCUCCUCUUGCUCGUUUUCCCCAGUACUUAAUUAAUAUUGCUGGAAGGUUGCCAGGAUCCUAUUAGGAGUGGGAUAGGACAGAUGGGAUGGACGGGACAGAUGGACACACAGAACUUGCAGAGGAUCUGUUUAGGGAGUAGUGGGAAUGGGAUGUGCCCAGAUACCCAGAGCCAGCAGCCUCUGGGGCUUUUUGGGCUCAGGGUUUGGAGAAGGCCUGGAUGUGGGAACUGUGGGAUGAAGCCUCAAGGACUGGAUGCCAUCCCACGGCCCCUCAGGCUGGUGCUGGGGUGUUCAUAAUGGAUUCAGGAUGCUCCUCACUAAUCCUGGUGUGUGUUUUUUCCAAGCCCAUCUGUUAUUACUCCAAACAGCUUUCCAAAAAAAAAAAAAUUAAAAAAAGCAGUGCCUUGGUAC